This is a messenger RNA of Cyprinodon tularosa, 4645 nucleotides long. It is a transcript of the gene adamts18, whose product is annotated as ADAM metallopeptidase with thrombospondin type 1 motif, 18. Gene Ontology annotation, cellular component: extracellular matrix. Gene Ontology annotation, molecular function: metalloendopeptidase activity. The transcript has 24 exons. The record is from RefSeq and is a predicted model, not a curated record. The coding region runs from base 233 to 3982 and encodes 1249 amino acids. Gene Ontology annotation, biological process: proteolysis; extracellular matrix organization. NCBI's taxonomy places the organism in Eukaryota, Metazoa, Chordata, Actinopteri, Cyprinodontiformes, Cyprinodontidae.
GACGGAGUGUGGCUCCCAGUCUGCGCCUCUGCCCCGCAAUAACCCGCCCUACUCUGCCGCGCUGCGCUGCGCGUCAUAACACACCUGAAACACGCAGCCUGCUGAGCUUCACCUGAGCGCUCAGAGCGGAACACAACCAGCAAACCAUGCCGGUUCGCUGCAUGAUGCGCUGCCACAGGUUGCUGCUUUUACGCUCUUCUCGGAGGUAACCUGUCAGCCUGCAUGCAUCAUCAUGGACCUCCUUGCUCUGCUGAUAUGGACUGUACCCAUCCCGCUGGCCGGCUGCAGCCACCUCAAACUUCUCUCCACCUUCCUGACUUGGAACCUCAUCAAGACUCUGCACAUUUGUUGCACACACGCCUCCCUCUCCGUUACGGCCAGCUACUCUUCCAGCCAUAUCCACGGAUUAAAUCAUGAUUACGUAUUUGUGACGCCGGUGGAGGUGGACUCAGACGGCGUGUACCUGACGCACGACGUGACCAGGAGAAGCCGCCGCAGCAGGAGGUCCCUCUCUCCUUCCUUGCACUAUCAGCUCUCUGCCUUUGGGCAGGACAUGCAGCUGGACCUGCUUCCAUCGUCUGUGGUCGGGCCGGGGUUCAGCGUGCAGACGCUCAGCUCGGACGGCAUCGCUACGGUGACGGGAGAUGAGGAGAUUCACCACUGCUUGUAUCAAGGAUUUAUUCGCAACCUGUCAGCCUCCUCGGCCGCCAUAUCAACAUGUUCUGGACUGGCGGGUCUGAUCCGUGUUUCCAAUGAGGAGUAUCUGAUCGCUCCGCUACCUCAACACCUGGCCAGCCAGCACAACUACAGCAGCCCCGAUGGUCAUCACCCGCAUGUGGUCUACAAGCGCUCAGCAGAGCACAUCGUUCAUGGACGAUUCAGCAACCCAGCCAGUUCCUCUCCAUCUCAGAAUCCCUACCUCUACCAUCAGCAUCGGCCCCAGAGACACCACGACUACCAACACGGAAAGUUGCAGCGGCAACACUUCUGCGGGCGCCGCAAGCAAUAUGCUCCUAAGCCUCCAUCAGGGGACCAGUUUAUAUUGUCUGACGAGUUUGGUCUGCCUGAGGCGGAAGAGUCAGGACGGGCCAGGAGAUCACCCAUCAACUCCAACAGGGUGGGAGGUUUGAACGUGGAGACCUUGGUGGUGGCAGAUAGGAAGAUGCUGGAGAAGCAUAGCAGGGAGAACGUGACCACCUACGUCCUCACCGUCAUGAAUAUGGUUUCCAGUCUUUUCAAAGAUGGCACCAUUGGAACAGACAUCAACAUCGUUGUGGUCAGCCUGCUGCUGCUGGAACAGGACCCUCUGGGCUUGAAUAUAAAUCACAAUGCCGACCAGUCCCUCAACAGUUUCUGCCAGUGGCAGUCGGGUCUGGUGGGAAAAGGAGGUAAACGGCACGACCACGCAGUUCUUCUCACCGGACUUGACAUUUGCUCCUGGAAGAACGAGCCCUGUGACACCCUGGGUUUUGCCCCUAUCAGUGGCAUGUGCAGUAAGUACAGGAGCUGUACCAUCAAUGAGGAUACAGGGCUGGGCCUGGCUUUCACCAUCGCUCACGAGUCUGGACACAAUUUUGGGAUGAUCCAUGAUGGCGAAGGAAACCCUUGCCGUAAGACAGAGGGCAACAUCAUGUCUCCAACAUUGGCUGGUAAUAACGGAGUCUUCUCCUGGUCCACCUGCAGUCGGCAGUACCUCAGCCGCUUCCUUGGAACGGCCCAGGCAUCCUGCCUCGGAGACGAACCGAAGCAGAUCGGUCAGUAUAAGUAUCCUGAGCAGCUUCCUGGGCAGCUGUAUGACGCAGACACGCAGUGCAAAUGGCAGUUUGGAUCAAAGGCCAAACUUUGCGGCCUCGAUUUCGUCAAGGACAUCUGCAAGUCUCUGUGGUGUCACCGAGUGGGACAUCAAUGUGAGACCAAGUUCAUGCCCGCUGCAGAGGGCACCACCUGUGGUCCAGACAUGUGGUGUCGAAGGGGUCAGUGUGUGAAAUACGGGGAGCAUGGACCGAGGGCCGUCCACGGCCAGUGGUCGGCCUGGUCCCAGUGGUCUGACUGCUCCAGAACAUGCGGAGGAGGGGUUAUGUACAGGGAACGAUCCUGCACCAACCCGAGGCCAGAAAACAAUGGUAGAUUUUGCCCGGGAUCAAGUCGACACAACCAGCUGUGUAACACUCGGCCCUGCCCUUUCAAUGCGUUGGACUUCCGGGCCCAACAGUGUGCUGAGUACAACAGCAAACCCUUCAGAGGCUGGUACUACAAGUGGAAGCCUUACACCAAAGUGGACGAGGAGGACAUCUGUAAACUCUACUGCAUUGCAGAAGAUUUUGACUUUUUCUUUGCCAUGUCGAGCAAAGUGAAAGACGGCACCUCCUGCUCCAGCCAGAGAGAAGGUGUCUGCAUUGACGGAGUGUGUGAGGCUGUGGGUUGUGAUGGCAUAUUGGGUUCCAAGGCCUCCCUUGAUGCCUGUGGGGUCUGUAAAGGAGACAACUCCACUUGCAAGUUUUUAAAGGGCCAGUACACACUUCAGCACCGGGCUAAUGAGUAUUACUCUAUGGUGACAGUGCCAGCUGGAGCAAGGAGCAUCCAUGUCCAGGAAAUGGAGGUGUCCACCAGCUACCUGGCUGUCCGUUCCCUGAAGAAAAAGUACUACCUGACCAGGGAUUGGACUGUGGAUUGGCCAGGGCGGUUCUAUUUUGGUGGGACUGUCUUCAAUUAUCAGCGUUCUUUCAACAAGCCGGAGAGCCUUUACGCCGCUGGCCCCACUAACGAGACUCUGGUGUUUGAAAUUCUACUUCAGGGAAAGAACCCUGGUGUGGUUUGGGAGUACACUCUGCCUCGCACCGAGAGGAAACCCGACUACAGCUGGGGUGUGGUGCGCUCGGACUGCUCGGCCCCCUGUGCUGGAGGUCGCAUCUCUUCAAAGGCCAUCUGUCUGCAGGACCAGCGCACCCAGGUCAACUCCAGCAUGUGUAAUCCCCACACCAGACCCACACUGGGCUCCCAUCUCUGCAACACGCAGCCCUGCCCGGCCUACUGGGCCACGGGGGACUGGGGGCCCUGCAGCCGCUCAUGUGGAGGAGGCCAACAGACCAGGGCGCUGCGCUGCAUGAGGAAGGUGACCUACCAGAGGGAGGAGGUGGCGGCCCACUCCCUCUGUCCCGUUAUCUCUCCGGCCCAAAUCCAGCCGUGCCGCACCCAGGCCUGCCCGCCGGAGUGGAGCACGGGAUCAUGGUCACAGUGCUCUAAAUCCUGCGGCCGUGGAUUGAGGAAGCGGACCGUGUUCUGCCGCAGCACUGAUCCAGGGGCCACUGCGGUGGUGGUGCCCGACAGCAUGUGCAAACAGCACCACAGGCCAAAAGCCCAGGAGACGUGCGUCUUAAGGAGGUGCCCCAAGAACGACAGACUUCAGUGGAUCCCGACGCCCUGGGGAGAGUGUUCCAGGUCCUGUGGCUCCGGCAUACAGAGAAGAGAGCUUCGCUGCGGGGAGAGAGACUCACAGGGAGGGUACGUGCAGUUUCCUGUACGGCGCUGCAGAAAUAUUGCCAAACCUUCAGUGGAUCUGCAGCAGGUCUGCAGCCGAGCUCCGUGCCCAGAGCUCCCCCGGGAGGCCUCAGGUAGAACAACCUUCAGCGGCGGGGUGUCAGGCUGGUACCCUUCUCCCUGGCAGCAGUGCUCGGUAUCCUGUGGAGGAGGGGUUCAGACUCGAACCAUCCAGUGUCUCCAGCAAGGUCGGCCUUCAGCUGGCUGCCCGGCCCACCAGAGGCCCGUCACUUCUAGGGCAUGCAACACAAACUUUUGCCCUGCGGCUCCCCCAGCUCCUGCACCACACCCCGGCAACCGUGUUCUGUCUGCUGGACCCAUUCUGAAAGGUGACCGCUGCAUUGAUCACUUCAACUGGUGCCACUUGGUCCCCCAACAUGGCGUCUGUAAUCACAGGUUCUAUGGACAGCAAUGCUGCAAGUCCUGCUCCAGCAAGAAGCCGUAGAUCUUUUGAUUCUCCUCAGUCAGAAAGAGGCCUCAGCCACGGAAACCAACCGGGAGACAUCGCUCAUUACACACAGAACUCUGCCUAAAGUUGUGUGUUUUCCUCCUGGAGUGCUAGAGUGACGCAAGCAGUGAUGAUGAACAAGAGACAUUGCAUAGACUCGGUUACAGAGAGCAAUGCAACUCCUGCUGCUCCCCUGCCAAAGCAACCACAUGAACAGUUUUACCUUUGAGACCUCUGGAACUAGAACCGCAUCGUUAAAAUCAGACUUUUGAUUUCUCACAUGUUGUAUAUUUAAAGGCUUCUGUUAUGUUUCUUUUAAGUUAUUAUGGUUCGUUAUACAUCAUUUUCUAUUUUGUUCAUGGCGACGUGUUACUCUGUUCUGCUAAACCACAGGCUUCUGAUCUAUUCACCUCUGAAUCCAUGCGAUAAGGUUUCAUUUUAUUCUAUGAGUAAUCAGUGAUCAUCAGUUCUCCUUCACAUGUUAUCUGCUCGCCCUGUGUGGCGCCACUACCGCAUCACAAUUGGACGCCUUCUUCUGUGUAUUCUAUUUUUGUUAAUGCAAUGAAAACCUGCCUCCGCUGUAAAACAUUUUAUUCAGCCUUUUUCUUUUCUGUAUAUCUGUGGUAAAAAAAAAAAAAAAAGAAAUUGUUCAUAUAUGGA